CUUUCAGAGUUUGGUCUUGGCCAUCCGUUUUAAUUCCUUUUCCCUUCCUGUAUUUUCCUGCUCUCUACAUUCCUUAAAAAAAUAAAAAUCCAAAAAGGUAACUCUUUUUCCUCUUCUAUUAUCACAAACUGUGGAUCACAGACUGAUCUAAGUGCAUCAUCCCUUCUAAACGAAGGGAAAAAAAGAUCAGGAAGAUGAGUGAUCCUGUAAGUCUUUCUUGCUUGGCGAACAAAGUUUUUGACAAGGUUUUUGACCCAAUUUUUACGUACCUUGUCAUAUAUCCAAUCACUACUCUGUACUUGUGGAAGCAAAAUGUUAAGAAGCUGAAGCUUAAGGUGGAUGUGCAGCUGGUCAAUAAAAGAACGGACGUGAAGAACAAAGUUGAUGAAGCUGAGCAACGGGGGGAGGAGAUUUUCAAGGAGGUCAAGCAGUGGAUGAAUGAUGUGGACGAGCACAUUAGUGGAAAGAGAAAGGCCGACAUAGAUGAAUUAAUAGCAAAAUCGGAGAGGAAGUAUUGCCUUGGGUGGUGUCCUAAUCCCAAGGCUCUCUAUGAUCUUAGUGAGAAAGCCAAGGAGUAUGCUGCGGAUGUUGAUGCACUCACGCAAAAGGUUUUCGAAAGGGUUUCCUACUUUCAAUUUCAGAAACAGGAAAGUAUUGUUUCACGGGAUGAUUUUGUUGACUUUGAAUCAAGAAACAAGGUUUUGGACGAGAUCAUGAAGGCACUACAGAGUCCAACUGUUGACAUGAUAGGGGUGCGCGGGAUGCUUGGUAUGGGGAAGACAACGCUGGUGAAAGAAGUUAAAAGAAAGGCUGAGCAAGAGAAAUUGUUUGAUGUUGUGGUCAUGGCUAAUGUGACGAGCAAUCCUGACUUGACAAAAAUUGUAGAGGAAAUGGCACGUGGCUUGGGUAUGUUUCAGCUUCCUAAAGAACUCUCUGCUCGGCAAGUAGCUGAUCGAAUAAAUGGACGGCUGAGAAAAAAGAAUGCGCUUGUUAUUUUGGACGAUGUUUGGGGGAAAAUAGAUUUGAAGGAUCUUGGAAUUCCUUCUGGAAGCAAGCAGAAGCGUCCUGUAGCAGAGCAGCAGAAUGAGGAGAGCUCACUGCUAGAGGAUGAGGAGAGCUCACUGCUAGAGGAUGAGGGGAGCUCAUUAAGAGAAGAACAAAAGGAGUGUAAGGUUUUACUUACAUCCAGAGAACAUAAAGUUCUAUCAGAAAAAAUGGGUGUUAAAAAUGAGAACAUCUUCCAUGUUAACAAGUUGGAAGAUGUUGAGGCUAAGGAGCUGUUUAAGUUGAGAGUUGAAGAUGAUACUGAAAGCCCUCACAGAUCGGAAGCUAUUGAGAUUGUGAAGAGAUGUUGCGGACUGCCGCUUGCCAUUGAACGAAUAGCAAAGGCUUUGAGAGGAAAGGAAGAUCAGCACUGGAAUUCUCUACUUCAAGAACUUAAAGCCUCUAGAGAUGGAGAAUAUGCUGUUGUUCGUUUAGCUAUUGAGUUCCAUUUUAGUCAGUUGGAAAGAGAAGAACUUAAGCAAACUUUCUUGCUUUGCUGUCUAAUGGGCCAUAACGCAUCCAUUGAAGACUUAAUGGAGUAUGGUACUGGCUUAAAACUAUUCCCAGAAUUCAACAAAAUAGAGGAGUUCCGAGAUGCAGCACUCGCUUUGGUGAACAAUCUCCGAGACUCUUCUUUGUUACUUAAUGGUCCUACCAAUAUGCAGUUCGACAUGCAAGAUGCUGUCCAAGAUACCGCCAUGUCAAUUGCUUCCAGGGAUGGAGAAGUGAUAUCUUCCAAAGAUGAAGAUGCAGCAGCGGUGUGGCCAGACGAGGAGGCAAUAUCCGUAAAACUCAAGUGGAUUUAUUUGCCAAAUGCUGAUAUUAGUCAACUUCUUCGUGAGUUGGAGUUGCGGAGCAAUUCCGAAGGAGGGUAUAAACAGGUACAAUGUCCUCAGCUUACUUUCUUUCAUUUGUCUAACAAGUAUCCUUCUUCAGAAACUGCAGUCCCAGCAGACUUUUUUGAGGGAAUGAAAAACGUCGAAGUCUUGAGUUUGACUAAGAUGCAUUUCUUGUCGAUGCCUCAAUCAAUUUCCCUCCUAACAAAGCUUCGAACAUUGCGUCUCAAUCAAAGUAAGUUAGGAGUACUAGAAGGCUUGGGGGAGAUCAUAGGAAAGCUGAAGAAGUUACAAGUCCUCAACCUUGCAGGAUGUGAUAUUAGUGAGCUGCCAAUGGAAAUAGCAUGCUUGACGAUGUUAAAGUUGCUAGACAUGAGUGAUUGUACUAACCUCAAAGUAAUUCCACGGGAUAUCUUGUCCAAAUUGUAUAGACUGGAGGAGCUAAAAAUGGCCAACAGCUUUGACCAGUGGCAGUUUAUCGAGCAGCAUGAAAAUCAAAAUGGAAAUGCUAGCCUUGCUGAGUUGAAGGUUUUGCAGAAAUUGACUACUUUAGAAGUUUGUAUUAAUGAUAUCACAAUGAUCCCAGAAGGCUUGUUUAAUGCAGAACUGAAAAGAUACAAGAUUUUUGUAGGAGAUUUGUGGAAGUACCGAGACAGUUCUUCUGAAAAUACAAAAAUAUUGAAGUUAGAAUUGAAGGCAGACAGUUCUCAUACUUCAGCUAGAAAGUUAUUAAAAAUCUCUGAAGAGCUACAUCUAGAGGGAUUGCAUGGUGUUAAGAAUGUGGUUUAUCAAUUAGACAAUGAAGGUUUUCAAAAACUAAGAUAUCUCUAUGUUCGAAAUGCUCCAGAGAUUCAGUUUAUGAUUGACUCAGAGAGGUUGGUGUGUAGCAAUGCAUUUCCAAUCUUGGAGGAGUUGGUUCUUCAAAAUUUGACAAAAAUGGAAAAGAUAUAUCGUGAUAUGGGAGCAACAUCUUUUAACAAAUUAAGAAUCAUAACCAUUGAAUGUUGUCAUCAGCUCAAGAAUUUGUUCUCCUUCUAUGUAGUGAAACAGCUUCUCCAACUCCAAGAAAUCAGUUUGAAAGAUUGUGAGAACAUUGAAGAGAUUGUUGCUGAGGAGCCACAAGUAACCGUUCAUGAGAUUGACGAAGCAGCUACAACAAUUGAGCUUGGCCAACUACGGUCCUUAAGAUUUGAAAAACUGCCAAACUUUGUUAGUUUUUGCCAAGAAAAGAAUAACCCCAUCACAAAUCAAGGAGGGAGUCAGUUAACAAGCUCUAGAUGCAUGUCACUCUUCAAUGAGAAGGUUGUGUUUCCAAUGCUGGAGGAGUUGGAAUUCACUGAGAUUAAGAUUGACAAGAUAUGGAACACUUUAGCAACGCCUCAUUGUGUUCAGAAGCUUACGAAAAUGAGUAUUAUGUCCUGUAGUGAUUUAAAAUAUCUAUUCUCUUCCUCUCUGGCUAAAGGUCUGGAGAAGCUUGUGCACCUUGAAAUAAAAGAUUGCAAGAGUUUGAGAGAGAUCAUCACCAUGGAGACCAGUCGUGAAAUGGGUAAUUGUGAAGUUAAAUUCUCAUCGUUGAAGCGAUUGAGUAUAAUAAACUGUCCAAAAUUAAUGGAAUUCAUGAUCAUGGUUAAAUCUGCAAACACAAAUGAAGCAGAUAACGCACGGUGCUUCUUCAAUGAACAGGUUACAUUUCCCAGCUUGGAAAGCUUGAUUCUCUCUCAUUUGAAAAACUUACAAGUCAUAUGGCACAGCCAACUCUCUCCAGAUUCUUUUUGCAAACUAAAAGAGUUGGUUGUUAGAGUAGAAAAGGUGUUUAACGUGGGAGAGAUUACAAACCUCAAAGAAUCAGGACAGACCCAGUUGAGAAAUUUGCGGAUUUAUGGUCUACCGAGUUUGAAGCACGUGUGGAAUGAGGAUCCUGAAGGAAUUCUUGAUUUUCAAAGUAUGGAAUCGGUGAUUGUUUGGAACUGUCCCAGUAUCAAACAUGUGUUUCCAAUUUCAGUAGCAAAAGGCCUUAAACAACUCCAAAAGCUACAAAUAGUGUCGUGCGGGGUGGAGGAAAUUGUUGCAAUGGAGCGGGGAGGAACAGAAGCGGUGGUUAAGUUUGUGUUCCCUCGACUGUCAAACCUCAAACUAGUGGAACUACGAAGACUCAAAUACUUCUAUCCAGGAGAACACAUAACGCUUUGGCCAGAGUUAACGGAGUUGGAUGCUUUUGACUGUGGUCAUGCUGAUGAAGUGGACAUAAGAAAGAGGCAUGGUCGACCUGAUUUCCCCAUUCGACAGCCAUUUCUCAACAUGGAAGAGAUCAUUCCUCAAUUGAAGAGAUUGUCCUUAUCAGAAGAUGACAUUGCUAUGAUAACUGAUUGCCGAUUUAAACAAGAUUUUUUUUUCAAAAUAAAAGUCCUUCGGAUUUACUAUGGUGGAGGAUCGAUUAUUUUUCCAAUUGGCGCCCUCGGAAGAUUCUACAAUUUGGGAAAACUUGUUUUAACAUCCUGUUCUCUCAAAGAGUUAUUCCCUUCACAUGGAGAGGUUAUAGAAGAACAGAAAAACCUUGAGACACUCUCGAGGAUUAAAACAUUGGAGUUGAACAGCGUUGUUAAUCUCAGGCAUGUUUGGAGCAGGGACUUGUCAAGUGUUCUUCAAAAUCUUGAAAAACUUAGAGUAAUUGGGUGUAAUGAUUUGAUUAGUUUACCAACAUCCAUGGCAUCAGUCAAGAAUCUCACAACUUUGGAGCUACGUAGUUGCCAUAAAAUGGAAAACCUGGUUGCAACUGCAACAGUCCAAAGCCUGGUGCAUGUAAAGAGUAUGACUGUAAGCCGAUGCAUUAAGCUAACUGAAAUAGUUGGAAGCCAAGGAGAUACAACACAAGAUCCCAUUAUUUUUAGCAGUUUGAGAUAUUUGAAACUUGAAUGUUUGACAAGACUAGCAUGCUUCAGUUCUGGGAAUUACAUCUUCGAUUUCCCAUAUAUGGAGCAACUAAUUGUGGAACAGUGCCCUAAAUUGGAGAUCUUCUCUAAGACAGUUCCAAAAACACCACGGCUGCUGCAACUACAGGGAGGGAAAUUGUGGAAUUUGGAAGGUGACCUCAAUACCAGCAUACAAAGAAUGUAUACGGAACAGGUUGGAUAUGUUGGUUUGUCUGCUUUGAGUCUCUCUGAGUUUCCUCAACUGAUGCAAAAUUGGCAUACUAGGAACCUUGAACUUUUAGAACUUAGAUGGGUUCAAUAUCUGGACAUUUGUAAUUGCAACAGCUUGAGAUGCUUGUUAACCCCCUCCAUGGUCAGGAGUCUUGUGCUACUCAUGAAUUUGAAUGUCCAAGACUGCAAAACAAUGGAAGCAGUGCUUGUAUUUCCCAACUUGGAGAUCUUGAGACUGAGUUCUCUUAACAUUCAACAAAUAUGGCGUAAGCAAGCUGAUUGUGCUCAAAAUUUAUUGCGUUUGAGGGUGGUUGACUGUGCUAAUUUGAAAUAUCUAUUCAUAUCCUCUAUGUUUAAAACUUUUGGGAAACUGCAAUGGCUUGAGAUCCGUAAUUGUGGAAUGAUGGAAGAGGUAAUAGUGAUAGAAGCAUUAGCAGAAGAAGAAAGGAUGUACAAGAUGGUCUUUCCAAAACUGGACCACUUGCUACUACAAGACCUCCACAAACUUACAAGAUUUUGUUUUGGAAGUUUAGUUGAAUUCUCCUGCCUUAGAGACCUUCAUGUAAUCAAAUGUCCAUUGAUGAAGACAUUCAUCUCUAGCUCUAUUUCAGGAAACAUGACAGCUAGUUCUGAAGAAGUGGAGAAUACUUGUACACCACCUCUCUUCGAUGCAAAGGUGGGAUUCCCUAGUGUAGAGAAAAUAGUGAUUGGGUCUAUGGAGAGCUUGAACAAGAUAUGGCAAGACCAACUUGAUGCAGAUUCUUUUUGCCAAUUAAAUUACCUUUGUGUAAAUUCAUGUGGAAAGCUAUUGAACAUUUUCCCGUUAACCAUGUUGGAAAGGCUUCAGAAACUAGACAAGCUGGAGAUAUGGAAUUGCAAUGCGCUAGAAGAGAUAGGUUUCUGUUGUCAAAUGCUUGAUACUGAAUGGCCAUCAUUGAAAAAAUUGGAGGUGUAUAGAUGUGACCAAGUGCAGAUAUUUGCUUCAGAAUUUUCGAGCUUCCAAAGAACUAAUGGGGAUGACCAAAUUGGAAUUGGGAUCAACUGUCCUAUUUUCUCAGUCAACAAGGCUACAUUCCCUUGUCUAGAAGAACUGGAAUUGGAUAAGAAUGAUAUUAUGAAGGAGAUAUGGCAUGGACAAUAUCCAGGGGAUUAUUUUCCCAAACUAAAAGUUCUUAAACUCACCCAAUUACCUGAGCAAUCAGUUGUCCACCCUUUCCUCCUUCAGUCACCGAAUCUUGAAAAGCUUGUUGUGAGUAAAGCUUCUUUUCUUGAACUAUUCCAGUGUCAAGGACUUGGUGAUAAGGAAAAACCUGCACUUGCAUUUACUGAGUCAAGUGAAUUAAGGUUAUCUGAACUUUUGGAAUUAGUUUUCUAUAACCUGAAAACCCUGGAAGUUUUACAGUGUAGCAACUUAAAGAAUUUGGUGCCAUCCUUUGUAUCUUUCAAGAGUUUGACAACUUUGGAAGUAUCUGCAUGUCAUGAACUCAUAAAUUUAAUUGAAUACUCAACGGCGAAAAGCAUGGUGCAGCUCACAAAAAUGAGUAUAAGUAAAUGUCAAAUGCUAAAAGAAAUUGUGGCGUGUGUGGGUGAAGAAGUUAAGGAUGGCAUUGCCUUCAUCCAACUCAAGUAUUUGCUACUUCGUGGUCUACCAAGACUAGCAAGCUUUUGCUCAGGGAAUUGUGGCUUUGAAUUUGCAUCUUUGGAAGAAGUAAUUGUGAAGGGUUGCCCAAAUAUGCAGAUCUUCUCUCAAGGGGAAUGUAUCACCACUAAUAAGUUGCAAAAAGUGAAAUUGACCGUGGAUGAAGACGAAGGGUUUUGGGAAGGCAACCUUAACUCCACCAUAAAAAAGAUGUUCACAGAAAAGGCUGGAUGUUAUGGGUUGGAGGAUUUGAAACUUUCUGAAUUUCCUGAAUUGAUUGAAAUUUGGUACCAAAAGCCUCAAGAAAACUUGCCCUUCAGAAUGUUUAAAUUUCUAGAAGUUUGCAAUUGUAGCAAUUUGACAUACCUUCUAACCCUUUCCAUGGCAUUGGGCCUUGUACAAUUGGAUGUUCUGAAAGUCACAAACUGUGCCAUGAUGGAGCAAGUGAUAACAGGAGAAGGAGCUGAGGAGACAUUUCCUCUCCUAAACUCUAUUCUUUUAGAUUCUUGUUCCAUCUUGACGUGUUUCUAUGAGGGAAGCAGUAGGCUCAAGUUUUCAAGUUUGAAACAAAUUAUUGUAGCGAACUGCCCAAAUCUGUUGACGUUUGCUUCUUCAUUUUCAAGAGAGCAAGGGAAUGAGAUGAUUGCCAAUGACAGAGGAAGUGAACAAAGGCCUGAAAUCCCUACUCAACCUUUCUUCAGUCGCAUUCCCUUGUAUAGAGAAAAUAACGAUUCGCUCUAUGGGGAGCUUGAACAAGAUAUGGCAAGACCAACUGGAUGCAGAUUCUUUUUGCCAACUAAAUUACCUUUGUGUAAAUUCGUGUGGAAAGCUAUUGAACAUUUUCCCGUUAACCAUGUUGGAAAGGCUUCAGAAACUAUUCAUGCUGGAGAUAUUGAAUUGCAAUUCGCUAGAAGAGAUAGUCGAGUCACAAGGGCUUGGCUGCCCAAACUGAAGGGUUUCUAUUGUCAAAUGGUUGAUACUGAAUGGCCAUCAUUGGAAAAACUGGAGGUGUAUGGAUGUGACCAAGUGCAGAUAUUUGCUUCAGAAUUUUCGAGCCUCCAAAGAGCUAAUGGAGAUGACCAAAUUAGAAUUGGGAUCAACUGUCCUAUUUUCUCAGUCAACAAGGCCACAUUCCCUUGUCUAGAAGAACUGGAAUUGAAUAAGAAUGAUGUUAUGAAGGAGAUAUGGCAUGGACAAUAUCCAGGGGAUUAUUUUCCCAAACUAGAAGUUCUUAAACUCACCAAAUUACAUGAGCAAUCAGUUGUCCACCCUUUCCUCUUUCAGUCACCGAAUCUUGAAAAGCUUGUUGUGAGUGAAGCUUCCUUUCUUGAACUAUUCCACUGUCAAGGACUCGGUGAUAAGGAAAAACCUGCACUUGCAGUUACUGAGUCAAGUGAAUUAAGGUUAUCUGAACUUUUGGAAUCAGUUUUCUAUAACCUGAAAACCCUGGAAGUGUUACAGUGUAACAACUCAAAGAAUUUAGUGCCAUCCUUUGUAUCUUUCAAGAAUUUGACAACUCUGGAAGUAUCUGCAUGUCAUGAACUCAUAAAUUUAAUUGAAUACUCAACAGCGAAAAGCAUGGUACAGCUCACAAAAAUGAGUAUAAGUAAAUGUCAAAUGCUAAAAGAAAUUGUGGCGUGUGUGGAUGAAGAAGUUAAGGAUGGCAUUGUCUUCAUCCAACUCAAGUAUUUGCUACUUUGUGGUCUACCAAGACUAGCAAGCUUUUGCUCAGGGAAUUGUGGCUUUGAAUUUGCAUCUUUGGAAGAAGUAAUUGUGAUGGGUUGCCCAAAUAUGCGGAUCUUCUCUCAGGGGGAAUGCAGCACCACUAAUAAACUGCAAAAAGUGAAAUUGACUGUGAAUGAAGAUGAAGGGUUCUGGGAAGGCAACCUUAACUCCACCAUAAAAAUGAUGUUCACAGAAAAGGCUGGAUGUUAUGGGUUGGAGGAUUUGAAACUUUUCGAAUUUCCUGAAUUGAUUGAAAUUUGGUAUAAGAAGCCUCAAGAAAGCUUGCCUUUCAAAAGGCUUAAAUUUCUAGAGGUUUGUAAUUGUAGCAAUUUGACAUACCUUCUAACCCCUUCCAUGGCUUUGGGCCUUGUACAAUUGGAUGCUUUGAAAGUCACAAACUGUGCCAUGAUGGAGCAAGUGAUAAUUGGAGAAGGAGCUGAGGAGAUGUUUCCUCUACUAAACGCUAUUCUUUUGGAGUCUUGUUCCAGCUUGACGUGUUUCUAUGAGGGAAGCACUAGGCUGAAGUUUUCAAGUUUGAAACAAGUUACUGUAGCAAACUGCCCAAAUUUGUUGACUUUUGCUUCUUCAUUUUCAAGAGAGCAAAGGAAAGUGAUGACUGCCAAUGACAAAGGAAGUGAACAAAGGCCUGAAAUCCCUACUCAACCUUUCUUCAGUGAGACGGUUGUGCUACCAAACCUAGAGGAGCUGUUAUUACGCUGGAUGAAUGUUAACAUCAAAUGGCACACUUCAAUAACAUAUUUAUGUUUGGAGAAACUGAAAAAAUUAAUCAUUCAAGGCUGUGAUAAUUUGGAGUACUUAUUCUCAUCUUCUAUAGCUAGAGGUCUAGUGAUGCUCGGUCAACUUGAAAUAAGGGAAUGCAAGAGGAUGAGAGAGAUUAUUGUUGCAGAGAAUGCAAAAGAAAAAGAGAAUUUAAUUUUUCCUCAAUUGAACUUCCUAUUGCUAAAAGACCUCCAAAACAUUGUUGGAUUCUACUCAGGAAAUUGUAUUGUUGAAUUCCCAUCUUUAAAGCAACUGCAAGUAUUGAACUGCCCAGUGUUGGAAGGAUUCAUUGUUAAAUAUUUUGCAAGCACAAAUAUCAUUGCUGACAAACAACCAUUCUUCAAUGAACAGGUUGCUUUUCCCAACUUGGAAAGUCUAACUCUCACCCACUUGAAAAACUUGGAUAUCAUAUGGCACAACCAAUUCCAUGCAGAUUCUUUUGGCAAACUAAAAUCAUUAUCAGUUAGAAAUUGUGAGAAGUUAUCCACUGUUUUUCCAUUUGCUGAUAUGUUGGGAAGAAUAUGGAAAUCCCUAGAGAAGUUAAUUAUAUCUCAAUGUGGCUCGCUAGAAGUGGUAUUUGGAAUUGCCGAGUUCAAUGUCAAACAAACACAUGCUAUAAUAGACACCAAGUUGAGAGAAUUGAAUAUUCAACGUCUACCAAAAUUGAAGUAUGUGUGGAAUAAGGAUCCCCAAGGGAUACUCACUUUCCACAGCUUGGAAUUAGUAGUUAUAGCACUUUGUGGGAGACUCAAAUUUUUGUUUCCAGCUUCAAUAGGCAAAAGCCUUUCGCAACUUCAAAAGCUACAUUUAUGGGCGUGCAGGGUGGAGGAAGUUGUUACAAUGGGAGAACAGGGAACUGAAGCAAUUGUUAACUUCAAAUUUCCUCGAUUGUCAAGUCUUAAGCUUCAGUGGCUACCAAGACUCCAAUGUUUUUAUCCAGGGCAGCACACGACAACGUGGCCAAUAUUAAAAAAGUUUUACUUUUCCCAUUUCAAUCAAGUAAAGAGAACAAAUGGCAAUUGGCAACUUGACUUCCCCGUACGACUACCACUUUUCUCCAUAGAGAAGGUCAUACCUCAGUUGGAAGAAUUGUCACUAUCAAGACAUGACAUUGCAGUGAUAUGUGAACGCCAAUUUAAAGAAGACCUCUUUUUCAAUGUCAAAGUUCUUAAAAUUCAUGACCAUCUUGAUAAUGAAUCAGAUGUUUUACCCAUCAGAUUACUACAAAGAUUUUGCCAUCUAGAAGAGCUUGUCGUGGAUUUUUGUAAUGUCGAAGAACUGUUCCCUUCAAAAGGAGAAGUUGAAGAACAAGAGAAACACAUUGAAAUUGAGACACUUUCAAGGAUUAAAACAUUACAUCUAAUUGGCCUUCCAUACCUCAGGCGUAUAUGGAGCCGUGACUCAUCAAUUGUUCUUCAAAAUCUUGGAACCCUUCUAGUUUAUAUGUGUGACAGUUUGAUUAGCUUGUCAACAUCACCUGCCUCUUUCCAGAAUCUCGUAACUUUGAACAUCAGCAAUUGUGGAGCAAUGGUAAACUUGGUUUCUAUCUCAAUAGUCCAAAGUCUGGUGCAGUUAGAAAGAAUGACUGUAUCAGAGUGCUACAUGCUGACUGAAAUAGUUGGAAAUGAAGGAAAUGAAACCCAGGGUUUAAUCAUGAUCACUUUUACUAAAUUAAGAUUUCUGAGACUUAAAUGCCUGCCAAGAUUAGAAAGCUUUUGUUCAGGAAAUUUCACGUUCAAAUUUCCAUCUUUGAAAAAGUUAAUUGUGAUUCAGUGCCCCAAAUUAAUGAUCUUCAAUGAAGGUGACCUAAGCACACCGCUACUGCAGAGAGUAGAAUUAAUUGAAGGAGAGGACAAGUGGUGUUGGGAAAGUGACCUUAAUACCACCAUACAAAGAAUGUAUAUGGAAGAGGUCGGAUUUGUUGGGUUACGAACUUUGGUGUUGUCAAAUUUUCCCAAGUUGAUGGAAACAUGGCAUAUCAAGAAUCCUCAAGAACUCUUGGAUUUUAGACAACUUCAGGUGCUGGAAAUUUGUGAUUGUAGCAAGUUCAGGUACCUAUUAACGGAUUCAAUGGCCUUGGGCCUCGUGGAACUUGUUCAAUUAAUAGUUAAAAAUUGUGGGACAAUGGAACAAGUAAUAAUGGGAGAAGGAGCAAAAUAUAAAAUGGAAUUCCCACAUCUUUGGAUGAUCAAUCUAGAGUCUUGCUUAGAUUUGACAAGUUUCUAUAUGGGAAGUCAUAGUCUUGAGCUUCCAAGUUUAUAUGAUUUUAUUGUAAAAGACUGCCCAAAAAUGGUCACAUUUGUUGCGUCUACAUCCUCCAAAGGGCACAACAAAGAGGAAUCCCAAUACCUCUUUAGCAGCAAGGUAGAGACUCCUAACUUGGAGUUUUUGAAUCUAUCUUCAAAUAACAUUCAGCGAAUUUUGAGCAAUUCGACUCUAGAAAUCUCUUCUUAUGUUCAAAAUUUAAGAAAGUUGUGUGUGGAGGGUUGUGGUAAUUUGGAAUAUCUAUUGACAUCCUCCAUGGUUAAGAGUUUUGAGCAACUGAAUUGGCUCAAGAUUUGUGAUUGCAAUAUGAUGGAAAAGGUAAUACUUGUAGAAGAACCAAUGGAUGAGGAAAAGUUGUGCAAGAUUUUCUUCCCUAACCUGGAGUUCCUACUGCUCGAAGACCUUCCGAAGCUCACAGGAUUUUGUUCUGGAAAUUACUUGGAAUUACCAUGCCUUUGGAAACUUAAGAUAAGCAAGUGUCCUGUGCUGAAGACUUUCAUCUCUAGCUCUUUUUUUGGAGACAUGAUAGCUAGUUCUGAAAAUGUCAAAAACACUUGUGCACUUUCUCUCUUUGAUGCAAAGGUGGCAUUCCCCAAAUUAAAACAUUUGGUAAUUGAACAUGUGAAGAGCUUGAAUAAGAUAUGGAAAGACCAGCUCGAAGUAGAUUCUUUUUGCCAAAUAACUUCGGUGAGUGUGGUUUCAUGUGAAAAGUUAUUGAAUAUUUUCCCAUUUAGUAUGUUGGAAAGGUUUCAAAGACUAGACAAGCUCCAAAUAUGGAGCUGUGAUUCACUUGAAGAGAUACUUGAGUCUCGUGAACCUGUUGUUAGCCGAUCACAAACUCAAAAGGCCACUCCGCCACCUUUGUUGGAAACAGUUACGUGCUUGGAGGAUGAUGUGAAGGAUGAGAUUGUCUUUAGCAAACUCAAGUAUUUGCAACUUUGUGAUUUGCCUAGACUUUCAAGCUUUUGCUCGGUUAAAUGCAAGUUUGAGUUCCCAUUUUUGGAAGAUGUGAUUUUGAUGGAUUGUCCAAGUAUGCAGACCUUCUCCAUGGAUGAAAUAAGAACGCCAAAACUACAAAAAGUAAAAUUGACUAGAGAUGAAGAUGAAGGCUUUUGGGAUGGCAACCUAAACUCGACCAUACAACUACAGUUCAUGCAAAAGAGUCAAGGUGAUUCUGAAAAUUGAGAUCAAAGAAAUAGCGGCUCCUGUCCUUUCCAAGUGAAAUUUGAUGGUCUAAAUGGUGUAUGCAUAAGUUGGAUGUGAAGUUGUCACACUGCUUGGUGGCCAGAAUGUUGCCUCACUAACUAAAAUUGAUCCCCUUUUUCUACAAAAAAAAAAAAAAAAGGAAAAAAGAAAAAAAAAAUAGAUCUUUUCUAUUUCUCAAACUCAUGUGUAACUUGUAAUAUGUAUUAUUAAAUUCAUGCAAAGACU
Molecule: messenger RNA, 12860 nt
Organism: Rubroshorea leprosula
Lineage: Eukaryota; Viridiplantae; Streptophyta; Magnoliopsida; Malvales; Dipterocarpaceae
Source: the annotation of a GenBank genome assembly